AUGGGAGUAUGUUGGGCGAUCUUCAAACUGUUACGCAUUGGACGCCGUGAAGAUACGCUCCCUCCGGGUCCACCGACUGUCCCAAUCCUUGGAAACGCCCACCUUCUUCCAACGAAGUAUCCAUUUGUUAAACUGGCGGAGUGGGGUAAAGACUACGAUGGAAUUUUCUCGCUCAAAGUCGCAAAUGGGACCGCUGAGUUCGCCUCCCGCCCAGCGUUUUCAGGUAUGGAUGCAGUAACUGGUGGCCGAUAUUUUUUAACCGCGUCUCCUGGUACGUAUAUUGAGUUGCAUGGAUCUCAAAAGAUACUUAAGCCCAGUGGAUAG
Psilocybe cubensis is the source of this 324-nucleotide messenger RNA. RefSeq names its product Cytochrome P450 monooxygenase. The transcript is spliced from 3 exons. NCBI's taxonomy places the organism in Eukaryota, Fungi, Basidiomycota, Agaricomycetes, Agaricales, Agrocybaceae. Gene Ontology annotation, molecular function: monooxygenase activity; heme binding; iron ion binding. Bases 1 to 324 code for a protein of 107 amino acids. The record is from RefSeq and is a predicted model, not a curated record.